AUGGAGCCCAUCGUAUACGACGAGACGCCCUUGGCCGACUAUCUCAAAGACGGAGGAGAGGAGCCCGAUGGCACGUGGGCGCCCGUCGACAGCUCGCCGCGACGACCGACGUCCCUCUCGUCGGCCUCGGCCUCGUCGGCCUCGGUCUGCUCACCGCCUGCGACCCCUUCACCCUUUGCGCCAACCGGUCGGCCGCAAGUGAGGUCUCGAUUCCGCAACAACAAGGAAGAGAGCGCGCCCGAGGAGACGGAAGCGCCUCCUUCGACGCUACGAAGAAUCCGAAAGAGUUGCUCUGCAGCCGUCGUGGCAAGCAUCGAUCGCGCCGACAGUGCAAGAUUUCUCGAAAAGUUCCGAUAUACCAUCGUCGCCUCGCAGCUCUUGAACGGUCACUCGGUCCUCGGACUCCGACCCGCUGAUCCAGUGCCCGGCAGCGCCACCGCGACGGGCAAGGACCGGCCGCUACUCUCUGCUCAAGGGGUGGUGGCAUCCAUCUUUGGCGCCCUGGCCGUCGCCGUGGCCGUCGCCAUCAGCUGGAUCCGUGGUAGCGUGCGGACGUACUUGACGAGGAAGCGCCUCGCCCUCUUGGUCUUCGUCCUCGCAUCCUCGGGCAUUCUAGGCCAGUUCUACGCGAAGCGACAAUGGCUCCGCUACAGGCGAGAACAGUCGCUGGCCGAGAUUUCCGACUUCAUAUCCAACUCGCACGAUAUCGACGGCGCCAUCGAAGCGGCCCUGUCCCUCGUCCAGGAGGUGGAGCUGGUUUCGCGGGGGUACCGAGUUCACCUGCCGUUGCCGCCCAUCAGUCGGCUCGAGGACCGUAGCCAGAACCGGAAGUGUGUUCGCUUGCGACGUGCCCUUCGAGCAGCAUCGCGCGACCUCCUCGAGUCGCACAAGCAGGCCUUGAACGUUGUCAAGGCCUUCUCGGAGCAGACGGAGCUGGAGAAGUACUACGACAUGUACGACAUCAGCGACUUCGACAUAUCCGACGCCCUGCAGGGCUUCAAUAGGGAAGAAUUCGAGGACGGCGAGUCGCUGAGGACGCUCAAGAUCCUCGUGGCCCGACUCCACACAACCCGCAAGAUGCUGCUCUGCGCCCUUCUGGCGUUGGACGCCAACGGCGAGGGCAACGACCUGCUCCGCUGGACAUCGGCCGUCGAGGCCCUCCGAAGCGCCAACGGCUCGACGACGGCGUCGUGCGACAAGCUGCAGUCGAUUCUGCGCGAAGAAGAAUCCUUUCCCCUGCCCCCGACCCCGAAGGGCCCCGCGACGCCUCGAAGCCAGAGGUGGCGGUCGCAGCUGCAGAAGCUCAACUCGCUGUCGACGGGAAUCCGAGGCUUGCAGGCCAAGCUUCACCUGUUGCGAGAGGAAUCCGACCGGGCGCUGAAUGACUCUCACGACAUCUCGGAGCUGGGACCCAGCCUGAUGCAGCAGUACGAGUCGAUCGGGGCCGAUCUCAAGGAGCUCAUGACGGCGUGGGAAGGAGGCAGGACGGCGCUCGCCCUCGGCAUCGAUAGGAACGAGAAGAGGAUUUCGUCCAUGAGCAUGGCCAUGUCCCCGACGUGCUCCCUCAGCGGCGUCACGACGGUGGGCGAAGGCGAUGCGGCAGCUGCCUUGAAGGCGCUGACGGGCGAAUCGUCGCCCAUUCUGGAACCGGCGGAAGCAGAGACGACCGAGGUGUUUGAGGCCGUCGCUCUACCCCGUCCCCGCAGCCUCUUCACGAGAGAGGAGAGGAUCGUGAGGAGGAAGGAGGAGAUGGAGCAGAAGGUGCAAGCGCGGCAGCAGAUGGAAGCGACGCAGGGGAUGCUGCGGGAGCUGGAAACCGUCAUUCACCUGCGGCCCAAGAUGCGCGCGAGCCCCCCCGUCCCCGACGUGGAGCAGAUCACGUCCGCUUAG
Molecule: messenger RNA, 1890 nt
Organism: Drechmeria coniospora
Lineage: Eukaryota; Fungi; Ascomycota; Sordariomycetes; Hypocreales; Ophiocordycipitaceae
Exons: 5
Coding region: 1-1890 (629 amino acids)
Biological process (GO): cell-cell adhesion
Cellular component (GO): plasma membrane
Molecular function (GO): myosin binding
Source: RefSeq, a predicted model, not a curated record